UCCCAUCCUUUCGUCUUUGCGCGUACGCAGAAGGUUUUUUAAGUACUACUGUGUCUCUUUGUAGUACAAACAAAGAACCCACCAAGCCCUUUUUUCUAUUAAAAAACAACCUCAAAUGCAGGGUUUUAUGUAGUGUUUUUUAGUUUUUGGCUGCAAUACCAAUGUCUCGCUCUUUGUUGACUUUCUCAAUCUUGGUCUCUCUCCUUUUUCUAGCUGCUGCUCACAGUGGACAUGGCGAUGAUGAUGAUGGAGGAGACGAGGCUGAGCCUCACAAUCUGCGGUCAAGGCCUUUGAUUUUGGUGAAAGUUUGGUGCUUGAUUAUUAUUUUUGUAGGGACUUUUAUUGGUGGGGUGUCACCAUAUUUUUUUAAAUGGAAUGAAGGGUUUUUGGUGUUGGGGACUCAGUUUGCUGGGGGUGUGUUUUUGGGUACUGCUUUGAUGCAUUUUUUGAGUGAUGCAGAUGAAACUUUUGAGGACUUGACUAGUAAAGAAUACCCUUUUGCUUUUAUGUUGGCUUGUGCUGGCUAUUUGUUGACUAUGUUGGCUGAUUGUGCCAUUUCUUAUGUGUUUGGGAAGAAGGAGAGUUCUAACGGGGGUGAUGUUGAACAUCAAGGUGGGGUUGAGCAAAAUGGACAUAUGCACUCAUCAAAGCUUUCAAUUAGAGCCAUAAAUUCACUAGGGGAUAGCAUUUUAUUGAUUGUGGCCUUAUGCUUCCACUCUGUCUUUGAAGGCAUAGCCAUUGGAGUUGCAAAAACUGAAGCUGAUGCAUGGAAAGCUUUAUGGACAAUCUCUUUGCACAAGAUUUUUGCAGCCAUUGCCAUGGGAAUAGCUCUGCUAAGAAUGAUCCCAAAUCGCCCUUUGUUGUCUUGUGUAGCCUAUGCUUUUGCGUUUGCCAUUUCUAGUCCAGUUGGUGUUGCCAUUGGAAUUGUAAUUGAUGCCACCACUGAGGGGCCUGUUGCAGAUUGGAUCUUUGCCAUAUCAAUGGGUUUGGCAUGUGGGGUCUUCAUUUAUGUCUCCAUUAAUCAUCUGCUAUCCAAAGGCUAUGCACCUCUUAAGCCAAUCUCAGUUGACACACCCUAUCAUAAAUUCUUAGCUGUGCUCUUGGGAAUUGGAGUGAUUGCAGUUGUGAUGAUUUGGGACACCUGAAAGUUCUUAUAAUUCACAGCUAAAUAGAUCAAAUUCGUUUCCUUUGGAUUGUUCUUUAGUGUUAAAGUGUGCUUUAUUUUGUAGCUCUUCUUUAAGAAUUGUGUGCUUUGUUACAGUACAACUAUGAUGAUGAACAUUUCUUCU
Molecule: messenger RNA, 1289 nt
Organism: Mangifera indica (mango)
Lineage: Eukaryota; Viridiplantae; Streptophyta; Magnoliopsida; Sapindales; Anacardiaceae
Product: zinc transporter 11
Exons: 2
Coding region: 162-1145 (327 amino acids)
Biological process (GO): zinc ion transmembrane transport
Cellular component (GO): membrane
Molecular function (GO): zinc ion transmembrane transporter activity
Source: RefSeq, a predicted model, not a curated record